AUGAUAGGCCUGCCCCGGAGCUUCCUCUCCGCCUCCUCCGCCUUGCCUGCGAGUGCUCGGAGGAAAACGGAUCGGUAGUUGCUGGUGCAGAAACGUUGCUUAGGCGGACGCGAGAUGACCGGUUCGAACGAAUUCAAGCUGAACCAGCCACCUGAGGAUGGCAUCUCCUCGGUUAAGUUCAGCCCCAACACCUCCCAGUUCCUCCUGGUCUCCUCCUGGGAUACGUCUGUGCGCCUCUACGAUGUGCCCGCCAAUUCCAUGAGGCUCAAGUACCAGCACACUGGUGCUGUCCUGGACUGCGCCUUCUACGACCCAACACAUGCCUGGAGUGGAGGAUUAGAUCAUCAACUGAAAAUGCAUGAUCUGAAUACUGAUCAAGAAAAUCUUGUUGGAACUCACGAUGCCCCCAUCAGAUGUGUUGAAUACUGUCCAGAAGUGAACGUGAUGGUUACUGGAAGUUGGGAUCAGACAGUUAAACUGUGGGACCCCAGAACUCCUUGUAAUGCUGGGACGUUUUCCCAGCCGGAUAAGGUCUACACUCUGUCAGUGUCUGGGGACAGGCUGAUUGUGGGAACAGCAGGCCGUCGAGUGCUGGUGUGGGACUUGAGGAACAUGGGCUACGUGCAGCAGCGCAGGGAGUCUAGCCUGAAGUACCAGACUCGCUGCAUCCGAGCCUUCCCGAACAAGCAGGGUUAUGUGUUGAGCUCUAUCGAAGGCAGAGUGGCUGUGGAAUACUUGGACCCGAGCCCUGAGGUUCAGAAGAAGAAGUAUGCCUUCAAGUGUCACAGGCUAAAGGAGAACAACAUUGAGCAGAUUUACCCAGUCAACGCCAUCUCCUUUCACAACAUCCACAAUACGUUUGCCACAGGUGGUUCUGAUGGAUUUGUAAAUAUUUGGGACCCAUUUAACAAAAAGCGCCUGUGCCAGUUCCAUCGGUACCCCACCAGCAUCGCGUCCCUAGCCUUCAGCAAUGACGGAACCACACUGGCAAUAGCAUCGUCAUAUAUGUAUGAAAUGGAUGACACCGAGCAUCCUGAAGAUGGUAUCUUCAUUCGCCAAGUGACAGACGCAGAAACAAAGCCCAAGUCCACGUAAUCAUCUGGUGAAUGUGGUUUCUCUGGAGAAGCUUUUGUCUGCUUCGUACAAACAAGUGCUUCCCCUAAGGCCUGCCUGUACCAUUGGACACUUGGUCUGGUGUUGUGUGGAUUUCUAUGUCUCCUGUCAUACCCGAAAUGUCUCUGUUUCCUGUGAUUGUUUGGGCUAGGGAGGCUUUUGUAUCCUUGUACAGUAGUCUGACAAUUCUCCUGCCCUAAGCCAUGGUUGUUUGUGUUUGCUGUCUAAAACUGUUAUAUUUUUCUGCUGUCUAAUAAAUCAGAUUUGGAACUUUUAAAA
Messenger RNA from Apodemus sylvaticus (European woodmouse), 1392 nucleotides. RefSeq names its product BUB3 mitotic checkpoint protein (gene Bub3). Gene Ontology annotation, biological process: mitotic spindle assembly checkpoint signaling. Bases 115 to 1095 code for a protein of 326 amino acids. Gene Ontology annotation, molecular function: ubiquitin binding. The record is from RefSeq and is a predicted model, not a curated record. Gene Ontology annotation, cellular component: bub1-bub3 complex; mitotic checkpoint complex; kinetochore. The transcript is spliced from 8 exons. NCBI's taxonomy places the organism in Eukaryota, Metazoa, Chordata, Mammalia, Rodentia, Muridae.